AUGGCGCGCAAGGGUAGGGCAACGGUCAAGACACCUAAAGAUCGCUACAUCACCGUCGACUCUGACGGCGACGAAGUCGAGCCUGAUGUCACCCCACCUCGCGCUACUACACGCCCCCGAGGAAAUAGCAGGGCAGACGAGGAGCCAUACUUUGCGCACGAGUUGGAGAAUGUCGAUCCCGUAGCCUCGCGUGAGCGACUAAACCUCUCUAAAGCGGCGCCCGAGUCAGGUCCAGAGCCAGAGCGCCGACAGCCUCGCCAAGCUUCCGGAACCGUGGAACAAAGUAGGACACUCGCGGACGCUCUGUUUCCUGUCAGCUUCAACGACGACUUCCGUCCUCCCAUCGAGUAUUUCGGGUCGCCUACAUCCAUCUUCGACAACCAGGCUCCGCUUCACCAUCAACAGCAGCCCCAUCCUCCUCCUCAGAAUCCUCCUACACGUCCGCGCGCUGCAGGUCGAGGUCGCGACAACCCUUCUCUAGACGCCAAUCUCCCUGGUCGUACUGAGCGCCCCGUUGUCACACCCAAAACCCGCCAUCCGCCAGGUCAGCAGCCGCCCGCGAACCCUCGUCCCAACGUCGAGAAAUCCGAGAUGGCACAGAACAUGAUCCAGGGCGGUGCGCACAUACCGCCAGGCCAGCAGCGCAACAUGCGCGCCUGCAUGGUCUGCUCCAUUGUCCGAACCCAAAACCAGUUUCUCACUCAAGGCUGCCCCAACUGCGAAGAAAUCAUCGAGCUCGCCGGCAACCCCGAGCAGAUCAACGACUGCACAUCCCAGGUCUUCGAAGGCCUCAUCACUGUCGCGGAUACAUCAAGGAGCUGGGUUGCCAGAUAUCAGCGUCUGGAGGGCUACGUCCCGGGCGUCUACGCGACCCAAGUUGAGGGUAUCCUCCCGGAAGACGUGAUUGGCGCAGUAGAGAGCGCGGGUAUCAACUACGUACCCAGGGACGGCAGCGAGCAGGAUAUGCUACCUAAGGACUAA
This is a messenger RNA of Alternaria metachromatica, 981 nucleotides long. RefSeq lists its product as uncharacterized. Gene Ontology annotation, biological process: mRNA processing; chromatin organization; regulation of transcription elongation by RNA polymerase II. The coding region runs from base 1 to 981 and encodes 326 amino acids. Lineage: Eukaryota; Fungi; Ascomycota; Dothideomycetes; Pleosporales; Pleosporaceae. Gene Ontology annotation, molecular function: RNA polymerase II complex binding; zinc ion binding. The record is from RefSeq and is a predicted model, not a curated record. The transcript has a single exon. Gene Ontology annotation, cellular component: nucleus; DSIF complex.